Messenger RNA from Notothenia coriiceps (black rockcod), 2115 nucleotides. RefSeq names its product nicastrin. The record is from RefSeq and is a predicted model, not a curated record. The transcript is spliced from 10 exons. The coding region runs from base 47 to 1033 and encodes 328 amino acids. Lineage: Eukaryota; Metazoa; Chordata; Actinopteri; Perciformes; Nototheniidae. Gene Ontology annotation, biological process: protein processing; Notch receptor processing. Gene Ontology annotation, cellular component: plasma membrane.
UUCACGUCAACACCCACUGUUGUUUCUGCUUUUUUAAACCAGGAAGAUGGAUUUGCUCUCGAACAAAUGGAUAGUUAAUUUGCUAGUUUCUUGGUUUUUCAUCGGUGUCGGCUGUAAUUCAGUGGAAAAGAAGAUUUAUGUCCAUCUCAAUUACACUAUUCCCUGUGUGCGACUUCUCAAUGCAACACAUCAAAUAGGAUGCCAGUCCUCGCUGUCAGGUAACGUGGGCGUCCUUCAUGUGCUCGAGUCAGAGGAGAACGUUGACUGGGUUCUGGGGACUGGGGCCAAUCCUCCUUAUCUGGUCAUCCUGGAGUCUGCACUCUUUACCAGAUCCAUCAUGAUGAAGCUGAAGAACGGCUCCGGCAGGGUGGCAGGCGUCGCUGUUAUUAUGCCGAACACAAACCCGCUGGAGGGCUUCUCCCCACACACCUCCUGUCCCAACGAGAACACAGGUGUGUAUUCAGAGACCUACGAUCCAUCCUUGGCUCAUUGUAACGUGACCGUGUGGAACCCUUUUGGAAACGGCUUGUCCUAUGAGGAGUUCGAUUUCCCCAUCUUCUCCAUGAAAGACGACAAUGACACUCGGGUCAUCCGGCAGACCCACAAACUUUCUACUUGUGGUUUGGGCGUGGCGCAGCAGGCCAGUCAGCGCAGCCGACCCUCCUGGUUCCAGUAUCUGCUGCGCCAACAUGACCGGGCCAGCACUUCCAACGAUCUCACCAUGGGGAACUUUGUUACGAAGAAAAUGUAUUUGAUUCCGUACCAUGUGGUCCAGGGCGCGGCGCCCGCGCUGAAACAGCAGCUGAGACGAGAGGUUCUGCGUUCGCUCCACCGGGGUCUCUCCAAGCUCCUGUUCCCCGGCCUUCGACCUGAAGGAUCGCAUUUCCUGGUGGCGAGUCCCGACCUGGAGAUGAUGACGCUGGGUGUGGGCAUCGGCGUGCUGAUGGCCUCCCUCCUGCUGACGUACAUCAUGAGCUCGAAGGCCGACAUCCUCUUCAGCUCGGGACGGGAACCCGCCAACGCCACCUACUGAUCCAGACUGACCACUACUACUUCUAAUACUACUACUACUAUUUCUACAAGUACUACUUCUGCCCCACCCUGACAUGAACACGGUCUUUUCUUUAAAACACGUCACAAGUAGGUACACGGACAGGUUAGACACAGAAGCAGAGGUUUUUCUCUUUUUUUUUUUCUUCCGACUACUCCAUGUUUAAGGACUCACUCAGGUGAGGCGGGACAUGAAGACUGGACCGGACUGGACAGAUCUGGACUCAUCAGGGUCAAACAGGCCCUGUCAGUGGACAAGAUGUUAAUAUUUCUUUUUGUUUUAAAGGUUUUUUGUUUUCUCUUUUUAUUCUCAAAGAAUGUUUACUCUGUCCUGGGAUAGGCACUAAACAUUGAGCAUUACUUUGAACAUAUGUGUCUGAUUGUGAAUAUGUAAAUGUGACCGAGUGUGUGAGUGUGUAGGAGAUGAUUAUCAGUGUGUGUGUGUGUGUGUGUGUGUGUGUCUGAACCUUGAAUGAGGAUUGCGAUGGUAUGUGCAAUACUGGUAGCUGUCUUCUCUGUCAUUAUAGUUAACUUAUCAAUCAGUUCUAAUAAGAAGAAACCACUUUUUUGAGUCAGUGAACAAGUAGUUAAAUUUAAGUUUUUUUUGCUAAUUCUGGAAAUGUGUGGUGGCGUUUUUGAUAAGUUUUCGGUUCUUGGACAACAAUCCUAAAUAUUUAUAUUUGCGGAGUCCCAGUACACAUAUAAAUACUACACAUGAAUGUAGUGGUAGACCCACUGCAAUUUCACAUAUUGUGAUAUUUGUGUGGAGAAGAAGAAUUCCCCCUGAGCACGGCAUGGCAGACACACUUUACUUUAUAUCGAUUCAAACGUUAAAUCCAGUCAGAAAAUCUUGUGUUUCGGCACGUACAAUGCGCUGGUGCUCUGGUUGUGCACUCCUUUUGGUUUAAACCUUUUUUAACAAGGUUUCUUUUAAUGAUGACUUUGUAAAGAAAAGUUUCAACACGCUGAAGGGUUUUAAUUAAUUUUGUUGUAAUGUAACGGCUGGAAUCAACGACCAAUUGUGAUGCCUUGAUGAAGAAAUAAACAUUGCUUUUUUUUCCAUUU